CGCGUGUGUGUCAGUGAUGAAAUCUGUUCAGUUUGGUGAAGGGCUGAGAGAGAGAGAGAGAGAGAGAGAGAGAAAAACUAACUGGACCUACAGAGGGAACCCGCUGCGUCCUCAGUACUUUCACACAUCAUUUCCCUAACAGAUUAAUAGAGAAGAUCUGAAGUGUGAAUUUUCACACCCGGCUGGUAUGUUUACAAGCGAGGGAAAGACAAGAAGCUGACCUCUUCUCCCACAAAAAUAUUCCGAGGGGCUGUUUCGGACUGUGGUGGCCAAAGUGGAGAUUAGAACAGCCCUCACAAACCUUCGACCCCCUGCACAAAGGCCCAUGAGAUUCCAUGAAAAACACCUCAGACAGAUGAGAGAAGUGUGAAAAGUAGAGGACGUGUGUGUAAGUCAGCCCGGGACAGCUCUAUUGAAAUUCAUGAUUUUAUUUUCACCCUGCCCCUUGGUGAUGCUUUAUAAGCCUGAAACUCGGAGCAAGCCAAGGAAUUAGGUCAUGCUAGCCCAUGAAAGAGCUCUUUUUGGACAUUUUAUUCUAGUCUUGUCUGUUUUGAGAAUAUGACCCUGAGGUUGGUGUUACUGGGACAGACUGCUUGCUGAAAGCCAAUUCCACCAUGUCCUGGAAAAGGAACUACUUUGCAUCAGGCAGCAGUGGGCUACAGGGCAUCUUUACCCCACGCACCAUGACCUCCAUUGCUCCCAGCAAAGGGCUCAGCAAUGAGCCAGGACAGAACAGCUGCUUCCUCAACAGUGCUCUGCAGGUCCUCUGGCACCUGGAUAUUUUCCGCAGAAGCUUCCGGCAGCUAACCACACACAAGUGCAUGGAGGACUCUUGCAUCUUCUGUGCUCUCAAGAGCAUCUUUGUGCAGUUUCAGUACAGCUCAGAAAAGGUGUUGCCAUCUGACGCUCUGCGUACGGCUCUGGCCAAGACGUUUCAGGAUGAGCAACGCUUCCAGCUGGGCAUCAUGGACGACGCUGCUGAGUGCUUUGAGAACAUCCUCAUGCGUAUCCACUUUCACAUCGCUGAUGAGAGCAAGGAGGACAUCUGUACGGCAAAACACUGCAUUCCACACCAGAAGUUUGCUAUGACGCUCUUCGAGCAGUGUGUGUGUGGGAGCUGUGGAGCCUCAUCAGAUCCUCUGCCCUUCAUUCAGAUGGUGCACUACAUCUCCACCACCUCUCUAUGUAACCAGGCCGUAAGGAUGUUGGAGUGCAGGGAGAAGCCAACCCCUGACAUGUUUGGGGAGCUGCUUAGAAACGCUAGCACCGUGGGAGACCUGCGCAACUGUCCUGGUAACUGUGGAGAAAAGCUUCGUAUUCGCCGUGUGCUCAUGAACUCUCCUGAGAUCAUCACCAUCGGCCUGGUGUGGGACUCGGAAAACUCAGACCUCGCUGAGGAUGUCAUCCAUAGCCUGGGCACCAUCCUGCGUCUCGGAGACCUCUUCUCCAGGGUGACUGAGGAGAAGGCCAGGAAGGCAGAGCUCUACCUAGUGGGCAUGGUGUGUUACUACGGCAAGCACUACUCCACUUUCUUCUUCCAGACCAAGAUCCGGAAAUGGAUGUAUUUUGAUGAUGCGCAUGUCAAAGAGAUUGGGCCGAAAUGGAGGGAUGUGGUGUCUCGUUGUAUAAAGGGUCAUUACCAGCCACUACUGCUUCUCUACGCUGACCCACGCGGCACUCCGGUGUCUGUGCAAGACUUGACCUCUCGCUUGGACCUUCACCACUACACCAAAACCUACUACGACAGCGAGGACUCUGGUCGCGAGCCUUCAAUUUCGAGCGACACACGAACAGACUCCUCAACAGACAGCUACAGCUAUAAACAUUCUUACUCACACCACGAGUCCAUGGCCUCACACUUCUCGUCAGACUCCCAGGGUACCAUCGUUUGCAACCCUGAAAACGGCGCAUCACGCAGCAGUCUUGAUACUACGGGCCCUCUGACUGACAGUGAGCCUGCUCAGCGUCACACCCCUAGAAAAAGUGGGACCACAGACAGGAAGAGUGGCGUCGUGGACAGGAAGAGGAGUGCCAGCCGACCCCGCCGAUUUGACGAAAGAAGUCGAGCGUGUAAAACUGACGAGGUGUCUUCUGCGGGAUACCACAGUGAGGGUGAGACACUGAAAGAGCAACAGGUCCCACGGGGCACCCCUAAACCCUGCUCUAGCCGUUUACGGGACUUUAAAGAGAGCAUGAGCAGCAUCAUCCUGAGCCGGCCGCAAUCCGCCGACAGCACCAGCAGCGAGUCCAAGUCCAGCUCCGGUGGAGGACGAUAUAGGCCAGCCUGGAAACCACGCCGAGACGCUCUUAAUAUCGACAGCAUCUUCGGCAGAGACAGACGCAAGCAGGCCGGCUACGCACCACUGGGCACCGUAUUACCUGAGGAUCCCAACCAAAAGGGAGCACUGACAGGCUCAAUGGUUCAAAUGGGUUUCGGUGCCAGUUCUGCAUCCAAGACACUGCCAUCAUCUCAAGGCAAGAGGAUGGAACCCCCUCGUCUCAUCCAGAGGAUGGAGAGUGGGUAUGAAAGCAGUGAGAGAAACAGCAACAGUCCUGUGAGCCUGGACAUCCCCAUUAAUGAGGGAGCUGUGAACGGAUUACACGGUGUAAAAGACACAGGUUUGAUAAAGCCUCCUUCCGGCGUCAGCCCCCCGUGGAAGAGUGUACAGAAGUCGAAAAGCAGCAGCUCCCUCCUGCAGGAUGUCAAAGCCUCCAUUAGAGGAACCAGUCAUAUGAGCCCAGCCUCAGAGGCACGAAGUGAGCUUGACGAGCUCCAGGAGGAGGUGGCGCGAAGGGCAAAAGAGGAGGAGCUUCAGAGAAGGAAGGAAAAAGAGAACGAAGCAGCGAUGGGCUUCAACCCCAAACCCAGCAAGUUCAUGGACCUGGAUGAGCUGCAGAACCAAGGUAAAGGGGACGGCUUUGAGCGGUGUGUGCUGGACGCUGAAGCUUUGUUAGAUCAGUCUCUGAGGUUGGAGCAAGCAGGCGAGGUCGCUGCCGCACUCUCUGUGGUUAACGAAGCUGUGUCUAAACUCAGGCAUGCCAUGCAUGAAGGCAGUGCUAACGGACAGGGCAGGACAGUGGCUGAGGCCCGACUGCAAAAGUGUAUGAGGAGGGCGCGAGGCCUGCAGCAGCGCAUGCAGCAGCAGGAGAAACAGCAACAGCAGCAGCAAGAGGAGAAGGAGGAGGAGGAGAGGGAGGAAGAGCAGAAGCAAAAACUGCCUUUCAGUGAGCAGCCUGUCAAGAUCCAAAUACUUCUGACAGAAGCUCAAGAGGAGGUUGUGGAUGCGGUCUCAGAAUCAUUAGGCCCACCAUUAUCAUCCCCCAUAAAGCCCCAUUCCCCUGCUCCAUCCACUCCUGAUCUUUCCAUCUCCUACUUGAGAGAGAGCCCUGAACGUCCUUCAUCCACCGAUAACCUGCAGCGUCUACACUCUCACUCAGACUCACCGGAGCGUUCCUCUUCUUCUGCUUGUUCAACCUGUAAACCCAAUGCCAGCCCUGUGCCUGCGUUCACAGUAAACGGUGCCCCCCACAUGCCUUCACAAGUCAGAGACAAGCCCGAAGCUCACACACAUGGGCACAAUCAUCACCCACCUGUGUCCCGGAGUAUCAGCGUCCCUCGCUCUUCCUCUUCCUCUGACCACUACAACUUAGAGGAGAAGCCACAGAUGCUCUACUCGUAUCAGUCACCCCUCUUCAACCAUCUACCUCCACAGCACCCUGAUAUCGCUCCACCUGCACAGAAUUCUAUACCAUCUUCUGCUUCAUCUGCUUGCCACAUACCAUGCUCCAACUCACCGGCCAGACCUAUGCCUGUAGAGCGCUGGGCUGAAAACGUCACCAGAUACUACAACUCUCAAAAUGCUUCGCAGCCAUGUGGCUCACCUUGUGAAGAAUUGUCUGAACUUGACUCACUCUACAGAGCCAGCUUGCGGGCUCCCAGCAAACCCAGAGGCUCUUGCGGGCCCAGUCCACUCCACACUGGAAGACAAGGUCCUGCUGCAGCACGCAGACUCGCGUCUGGACACUCAGGCUCACUUGGUCGCUCCAAAACCCCCACUGCUGAGAUUGAGAGGAGUGCCUACAGGACACCAGAAUACAUUAGCACUCCUGCACACAGACCUGUUACGCCUACGCCGUGUGAUGUACCAGUGUGUGAGGAUCAGGUGUACAGUGCUGAGAAUCUGCGUCGCAUAGCUCGCAGUCUGAGCAGUACAGUCAUCAGAGGACGAGCCGAAAACGUUGUUCCUUCUCGCAGCUAUGAUAUUCCUGCUUCGAGAAUUGCUAAGCAUGUGGACCCUCGAAUGAACCCACGCAACACCCCCCUGCAUGUCACACCUGUUACCCACAAUCCUCCAGUUUUCACCCACCACCCUGAGCACCAGUACCUGCACCCACCUCAGCAGCAACCUCCCCCUCUUCCUCCGUCACAGCGACCCACACGAGGACAUACAGGGUCUGCAGGAGAUGCCCAAAAUGUGGAAAGGUUUCUGGGUGUGCUUGACCGGGGUGAAGCUCCUGCCCACAGUAGUGCCCACAGUGUGGCGAUGAGCUACGGGACUCUUCCUCGGGCACCCCGAAGAUCAGCUCCUACUGUUUUGUCCAUGACUCAGCCCAGAGUCGGAAUAGCUGCUCGCCCCGAGGCCCGGAACUACAGAGAUCCUCGUUAUGCCACCCUGGCUCACUCAGGCCAUCCGAUGCCCGCUAACAGACCUCUGGACGUUCCUCAGCGCCAACCUCAACGUGCCAGCCUACCCAGACUGCCGCUGCCUGUUCCUGCUGCUCAGCCCAUGCGUAUGGAUAUGCCACCAGAUGGAGACUGGAGGACCGCCGCGUACAAAGCAUGUCAGCCGGACGGCCAGGGGUUCAAAAGCCGACGUGGUUCUCACGGGCAGCUUUGUUCCCUGUGCCAGCAGUCUCUGGCUGAGCCCAUGGGCACCUACUGCCAGGCUUGCAUUACCUACCGAAAUCGCUACAGGAAGGCCAACUAAAGCAACACCUUAUGGAAAUUCCAGCUUCAAGUACAUGAUCAUGUCCCAUUCACAUGUAUAUGAUGAGAGAUGGAGGAGAGUCAUACACCAGCUCAUUUCUUUCUUUUACUUACUACAUUCAUCUCCUUCACUUUGCUCUGCAGGAUGAGUUUUACUUUUACACACAUUUGCUGAUGAAGAAUGGCCUCUAAAUGAUGGUGUGAUGCUUCACAUCUGCACUGUGCGUGUCAUGUUGGCUGAAGACUGUUUUACACACUGGAUUUAGACUUCUCAGUUGCAUUUUAUCUGCUUAACUCCUACGGGAAGACCUUAAUCCAUUCCUUGAAUGACCUGCCAGUUUGAUUGGUAUUUAACUACAGUGUUUUGGAACGAGUGCAUUUUUUUAUGAGGACACGAAGCACAAAUUCAAGACAAGACAAAGCUUACUAUUUUUGGAUUACUGAACCAUAGGCCUGGAUUAUACAACUGACCCUUGCUCGUUUUAUUAUAGAUUUCUGAAUAUCUUCUUGCAUACUAGCCGAGUGAAGCAAAUUCGAAGAAAAUGUUUUAGAAACUUGUGAAAUGUGAGUGAGGUAAUGGCAGUGGCAUAAAAAUGUUGCACUGUGAUGUGGAGCGAAAAGAGAACUUUGUUGUUGUUCUACUUUCAUGUCAUGUCAAGUGGCUCACUGAAAAGCACUCAUGACAUAAAAGUAGGAUUUCAGUAUAAAAAUACACCAACACUCGUCCUAUGAAUAAUUAUAGAACGAUUUUAAAGGCAUUAAAAAUCUGAAAUAUCAGUGUUAAACUUCUCAACAUGCCAGGUACAGCAGUUCAGAAGAAGACCUGCAGCUUUUUUUUUUUGCUUAGCAUUAAUGCUGAUGAAGAGUCCGGUUCGGGUUUAUGAAAGAUAAAAUAUACCUGUUUUAUUCUUGCAAAUUUAGCCAUCCUGCAUCUGCCAGGUAUUUUAUUUUAUUACAUAUUUUUAAUCUGCAACGUAACCGAAACUGUGAAGUGAGCUGAGAAUUUUGCAUCAUUUAGAAAACCUAAUGCAUAAAUCAGUACCUUGAACACAGGCCAAUUUACCCACAGCAGCAUCACAAUAUGCAGCUAUAUGAUGCUACUGAUUACUUCAGUAUUUAAGAUUGAAUCAUUUAGCUUUAGACCAUUUACGCAAUCGCAUGUUUCAUUUAGCCUCAGUUAAAGCAGAGGUAGUAUUUAAAGCCCUCUGCUGCUACAAGCCUCAAACCGAGCGGUAUAUAUUUCUCACAUACAGAUAUAGUGUGUAUCUUCAUACAUGUUCCAGAAUACAUUUAAAAUAGAAUUUACAGCUGGUUUUAACUGAAAAGUUGCGUUUACGUUCGAAAGGCUAGAAAUAAAUUACGUUUAGUUUUUAAUCAGUAAUGAAAAGGAGACUUGACUGAAUCAUAGACAUAUUGAUUCAGCAGUUUUUGCUCAACACGGUGUAGUGAAGGUUUUUAACAUGUGUGAUGGUCUGGGAAACGCCAUCUGAUGUCACUGUGGCUGAAUUCUAGCAAACAGCCAAAAGUAAUAGAAUUAUGUAUUAUUAAGAGAGAAGCUUAUUUAACAAACAGAUUUGUGGAAAAAAGUCUAAACAAAAUCUAAAACCUUACAUAAGUGUGAUUUCUUCACCCAGUGAAGGGCAAGAUUUAAACUACUUACUGGAUAGUUAUCUGCUGUAUGGAUACAGACACGAGCCUAAAACUUUAAUCUUUCCCCAGUAGAGUAAUAGUUUAUUAGUAAAUAGUGUGGUAGACUCUGCUUCCUGAGGUCCCUGUUCAGAUCUUGGUGUGUUGUUUUGAGGACAUGGUAGCCUAGUGGUUAUGGUGUUGAUUUACUGAUCGAAAGAUUGUUAGUUCGAAUCCUAUGGCCACCAAGCUGCCACUUCUUGGCCCCAUAGCAACCUUACCCUAACCUUCAAUUGUUCAGUUAUAUAAAAUGGGAUAAAAAUCUAGGGUGUCUGAUUAAUGCUGUAAAUGUAAUCAGUUCAGUUUAAAAUCUCAUACUCGCCAUCGAAUUAUCCACAAUGUUGAAAUACAAUUUAUUUUCAUUUUUAAUACUAACCACGUGUUAAUAUUGCCGUAACUUUUCUCAUACCUGACAUAUGUCAUACUGUGGAGUGUUUAACCAGGCCAUCACACAUGUUCUUGUAUCCGACCCAGUAUUUCGUCUUGUCCCGUAUUAGAACACACUGCACUUAACAGACAAGUUGUGGUGGAUUUAGUGAGGCGUUACCUCUAAAUGAAUGCUUUAAAGCUUUUCGGUGAUGCUUAAAAACUGUGCAGCUUCAGUCGCUACAAAAUGUAUAUGCAAUGUCGCGAGGCCUGUGUUCCUAUAACUUAAUGCCGUAUACUAGCCUGAGUUGUGUGACUUUGCUUAACUAUGUUAACACUGAUUUAGUGCACUUCACAAGUGUUGAGUUAGAAGGUGUAACUCUGUUGUAACGUACAUUACCCAUAAUUAUGGGAUAUUUCAAUGUUUAAUAUGUGUAACUACAUAAUCUAUAGAUCUAUAUCUUAAAUUUAGUCAUAUAUAGUUUUUUAUGCUGAUCUACAGAAUAUAUAUUUCAGUAUUUACAUGAAGUACUGACCUCGAAAAGUGUAAUUCUACAUGUAUGUACAUUUAUAAGGCUGUGGAAAUGAAACUGGCACGUGGCUUCCUCGGUUUCGGGCCUCGCCGUCAGCGGGCCAGGAGAGCAGACAUACAAACUUUAUCAGCCUGGGCAUCCUGUUGGUUUUGCCAUCAAUUUUGGUUCAUUAUUAAAUAUGAACAGUAAUAAUGACCUUUUAUUUUUAGCCUUAGAGCUCUUUUAUUACCAAAUCUUCCACUGACAGAACACAACUAACUUGUUUUUUGACUUUUAAUCUUGCUUGCUAUACAAAAAAAAAAAAAGAAAAUCAUGUUGAACCUGCUUGCAUAAAGACUCGUUUAGGUUAGCAAACUGACUCAGUUAUAUUCCGAAUAAAACAUCUAUCGAAAAUUUUAUUUAGGAAGCGGUUUAGCAUUAGCUACAACGUUAUCCAGUUGUUAUUAUGGAUUAGCACUAAGACAAGGUGUGAUAUGCAGCUAAAGUAACAUAUUUAAAUGGUGUUAAGAUCUUUACAGCUUGGCUUUGUGUAAGUGGCUGAAUGAUGCUAAGUGAUGAUCAAGUCUGAGAUGGCUGGAUAUACUGUAUAUACAUAUCUCAUGGAAACUGAGAGUUUAUACUAGAGAAAAAUGAAGCUUUUUGUGAUAUUGGUGUUGUGGCACUGAAAGCCAUAGUGCUACCCAGCCAGAUGCUUUAAACUUAACAUCUAGCGUUUAGCUAGCUAGCUUUCAUUGUACAAUUUAUAUGACUUACUUAUGUUUGUGUGAAGAAUAAAAAAUAUAUUAGGUUGUUGGCUAAUUAGCAAGCUAAAUCUGUUAAACCAGUCAUAGUUAGCAAGCCAACUUCACUGAUAAUGCGAACAUGGAGCUUCUCAGACCAGUUCUCUCUCCUUCUCUCUUUCACUGUUAUCACAACCUUCUUUCGUUUGCUUGGAAAGGUGUCGUCUGAUCGGGUAGUACACUUUUCUGAUUCUGACCCCCAACAGCACAAGCUGUCAAAUUGUGUGUCCCAUUUUAAAAACUGCUGCAUUUCUACCUGCUCUGUUUUUGCAAUCAUUAAGCGUGGCUGACAUCAGUGACGUGUCUCACUCAGGGGUCUACUGAUGUUUGGAUUGUACACAAUUUAGUCAAUUGACCAGCCAAACAGAUUACAAAUAAAGAACUUGAUAAUAAGUAUAAUAACUUUUAAAAUGGGAGCUUGUGAUUUUCACAAAAAAGAAAAAAAGCUUCAUGAUCCUAACAUUGAAACCACUGAUUUACAGAAACGUCUUUUACGCAGGAUGUCUCAUGAAGGUGUAAAUGUGAAAAUGUUCUUUAAAAGGUGAACAGUCUGAGAGAAGUCGCUGAAUGCUGGAUUCUUUAUUCGUGAAAUUUGUAAUCUUUACUUCAACACCAGUAAAUGCAUUUACAUGUUUGUAAUGGUUUGAAAGCAUUAUGAAUUGAAAUGAAUUUUAAAAAGUCUAGUUUUUCCUCUGUUUAAAAAGAAAGAGUCUAAUUUUGUUGUUUAGAAGUGAGUAUUUUUGCAUUCUCUUGCUAUUUUAGACACUUUUAUUUUGUCUAAGGCGUUUAACAUGAAGUUUUGCCAGAUGUAUUGGAUACAGUACUGUAUGCAGUAGUCCGCUGUCUCUGGGUUUUCUCUUUAUUUUUAUGGAAAUGAAGUAAAAGACAGCAAAAAAAUAAGUGAACGAUGUAAAUACGUAUGUAUAUACAGAUACAGUCUUCAGUCUUGAACAUGGAGAUAAUUCUAGUUUGAAAUUUGUUUGUACAUGCUGUGGUAGAAAAUGGACCUGGUAUUUUUGCAAUAAAGCGAUAUUGUGCUCUAGUGAGGAGCGAAACAGAAA
Messenger RNA from Tachysurus fulvidraco (yellow catfish), 9412 nucleotides. It is a transcript of the gene usp54a, whose product is annotated as ubiquitin specific peptidase 54a. Bases 615 to 4988 code for a protein of 1457 amino acids. Gene Ontology annotation, biological process: protein deubiquitination. Gene Ontology annotation, molecular function: cysteine-type deubiquitinase activity. Lineage: Eukaryota; Metazoa; Chordata; Actinopteri; Siluriformes; Bagridae. The transcript is spliced from 22 exons. The record is from RefSeq and is a predicted model, not a curated record.